This is a messenger RNA of Athalia rosae (coleseed sawfly), 1579 nucleotides long. RefSeq names its product alpha-1,3/1,6-mannosyltransferase ALG2 (gene Alg2). Bases 211 to 1434 code for a protein of 407 amino acids. NCBI's taxonomy places the organism in Eukaryota, Metazoa, Arthropoda, Insecta, Hymenoptera, Athaliidae. The transcript has 2 exons. The record is from RefSeq and is a predicted model, not a curated record. Gene Ontology annotation, molecular function: alpha-1,3-mannosyltransferase activity; GDP-Man:Man(1)GlcNAc(2)-PP-Dol alpha-1,3-mannosyltransferase activity.
UCGCACGUGCGUUCAUACCACGAUCGAUACACCGAGAUCGAGAUGAUGUUACCUAACCUAACCAGCAAUAGUUAACGUGGCAACCCUCAGCUGUCAAAAGUUCACCGGGAGGUUGUCAACCGAUUUCGAAAUACAGGAAUGUGUUUUUGUCGAUUAUCUUCAACUGUUCACAGUUCGAAACUUGCUUUGUACAGAGAAUCAAAAUAAAAAAUGGUCCGAAUCGCGUUCUUACAUCCAGAUCUUGGAAUCGGUGGUGCAGAGAGGUUAGUCGUUGACGCGGCUUUAGCUUUAAAAAAUAAGGGUCACAAAGUUAGCUUUAUAACUUCUCAUCAUGACCCCGAACAUUGUUUUUCUGAAAUCAAGGAUGGAACCAUUCCUGUUACUGUUGUUGGUGACUGGUUACCGAGGAGCAUUUUUGGAAAAUUUUUUGCUCUCUGCGCAUAUGUCAGGAUGGUGUAUGCCGCAAGCUACAUGUUUUUCCUGAAAGACAGACCUGAUGUAGUAUUUUGUGAUUUAGUCUCGGUAUGCAUCCCUGUACUGCGAUUAUAUAUUCCACAUGUUAUUUACUACUGCCAUCACCCAGAUCAAUUACUGUCGCCACCCGGUAGUCAAUGGAAAUCUUUGUAUCGAGUACCCUUGAAUUAUUUAGAGGAAAUAACUACUGGGCAAGCUGAUAAGAUAUUUGUAAAUAGCAAGUACACUGGAACGGUGUUCAGAAAUACUUUUACACGGCUACAAGUGUGCCCUGAAGUUUUGUACCCAUCAAUCAAUACAGAAUUUUUUGAUAAGACCAGAGUUGUGUCGCUAGACAGAGCUCUGGAUAAAAAAUUCCCUGACAGUACUAUUGUGUUUUUGUCGAUCAACAGAUAUGAGCGGAAAAAGAACUUAAAUUUAGCGAUAGAAGCUCUUGCGGAAUUGAAAGAACUCCUCCCUGAGAAAGAAUAUGAGAAGGUGCAUCUAAUUAUGGCUGGAGGGUAUGACAAACGUGUAGAAGAAAAUGUUGAGCAUUAUUUAGAAUUAACAGGUUUAGCGGAUGAACUGCAAGUUGCCGAUAAAAUAACAUUCCUUAGAUCUCCUUCUGACAGCGACAAACUUUCGAUAUUAAGUCACUGCAACGCUUUGAUAUAUACUCCGCCUAAUGAACAUUUUGGUAUUGUUCCGCUGGAGGCAAUGUAUAUGGAGAAAUUAGUGAUUGCCAAUAAUUCGGGUGGUCCGACUGAAUCAAUUAUCGAUGGAGUUAGCGGUUUUCUCGUUGAUUUAUCUGCCAAAGCCUUUGCUCAAAAAAUGGCUAUUGUUGUAACAGAUAGAGCGAUUGGAUCGAGAUUUGGUAAGGCAGGUAAAGAACGAUUCGUAAAAACAUUCAGCUUUGCAGCAUUCGCUAAUCAGCUAGAGGAAUCCAUACAGAAUUUGAUGAGUGGUAAAAAAAACAAUUGAUUUUUAGUUGUAGUUGAAAUAAAUUGAUUACAGCACUUAUUUGAAGUGCGAAUUUGUUGUGAUUUCAUUAAUCUUCUGCUAUGUUUAGUAAAGUUAUCUCAUCUUCAUGAUUUACAUCAGAGACCAAAUAAAUUUCAAUAAUUCA